AUGACGCCCUCCCCCUGGUGGCUCACAGUCGCCGUUGGUGCCCAGCUUGCGCGAGCAAUUCCUACCUCGGUAUCCAGUGAUGGUGUGACUUGCACCGAUGUGGUAGUCGAUUCUCCCAAUCUGUUCGUCAAUCCUUCGUGGGAAGAUGGAACAGGAGCAUGGUCAUAUGUUGUGCCUGUUUCAUUGGCAACGUCGCCCGUGAGUGACGGAUCUAAAUCUCUAAUGACCGAGUUCAACCCUGAUUUUCGACACGAAAUCUACUGUAGAAAUCCGUACAGCCAAUAUUCAUACAACAUGGUGUCGCAGACCGUGUACGGUCUUGUGCCCGGCUCUCAAUACACCGUGUCCAUCGACAUCCAGGGAGUCGUGAGCCCCAACUACGCCGUGACCGAGCAAUGCGCCUACUAUCUCUUUCACACAAGCCUGAAUACGGACAAUUUGAUAGCCCGUAACGUCCAAUCGUUCAGUAGAGCAACGAACCAAUGGCUCACGGUUGAAGGAUUGUACACCGCGAGCUCCAGCAUUGAUCUCUUUGGAUUUUACAUCUCCUGCACCCCAUAUCGCAACCCCGUCAUCUUCAAUGUGUAUCUGGACAAUGCUAAGUUGAUCGGUCCUCCAACCACCACUCAAUCCUGCACCACAGUGACUCCGACAUCAACCGCGACUCCAACUACUGCGAUCACUACGACUAGCACGCCUUCAUCGGUGCCAGUCCUCACUACCACCUCAGUCACAUCGCCAGCUUCAAGCACCUCGGUGACGAGUCCGCUGCCGGUCUCGCCAUCAUCCACUCCUUCACCUACGCCAUCACCUUCAUCAACUCCUGUUGUAAUUUCUUCCAGCACUCCUAUUGCAUCCAGCAUUCCUAUUGCCUCGAGCACUUCUGUUGCUUCCAGCACGCCUAUUGCUUUUAGCACUCCUAUUGCUUCUAGCACUCCUGUCGCUUCCCGCAGUCCCGUUGCUCCUAUUGCUUCCAGCACGCCUAUUGCCUCAAGCACUCCUAUUGCUUCUAGCACUCCUGUCGCUUCCAGCACGCCUAUUGCUCCUAUCGCCUCCAGCACUCCUAUCGCUUCCAGCACUCCUAUCGCUUCCAGCACUCCUAUCGCUUCCAGCACUCCUAUCGCUUCCAGCACUCCUAUUGCCUCAAGCACUCCUAUUGCCUCAAGCACUCCUAUUGCCUCAAGCACUCCUGUUGCAUCCAGCAUUCCUAUUGCCUCGAGCAUUCCUAUUGCCUCGAGCACUCCUAUCGCUUCCAGCACGCCUAUUGCUCCUAUUGCUUCCAGCACUCCCAUUGCAUCCAGUACCCCUAUUGCCUCGAGUACUCCUAUUACUUCCCGCACCUCUGUUGCUUCCAGCAUCCCUAUCGCGUCUAGCUCACCGAUUACCGCCAGUACUUCUGCGGUCCCCACCACACCAAUCAUCUCAGUCUCUCCUUCAGUCUCGUCGCCCUCUCCUUUGCCGUCCUCUGUGCAUGCUUCCUCAAGCAUCAUCACCACCUCUAGCUCCCCCAUCGCAAAUACAGUGACUGUGUCGAGCGACUCGGGAUCGUCUAGCAUCCCGAAUGCUUCCAGCUCUUCAGUAGUUACGUCAGCUUCAGCAACUUCUGCUUCUGCCAGUGGUAUCACUUCCGGUACAAGUGUUCAACAGACUACUUCCACUUCCACUUCCACAGGCGUGAUUUCGACCAGUCAAGGCUCAGUGUCUUUUAGCAGUGGAUCUUUGAGCGUGCCAGCUUCGUCUCCAGCCGGCGGUUCAGCUAGCAGUGUGGACACUACGGUCACUAGCACCGGCGUGGCAGUGACGACUUCAACCGUGUAUACCACACGUACAGCCACUAUCACUGCUUGCCCUUCGACCGUAACUGAUUGCCCUGCGCGGUCUCGGACUACCUACGUCACUACGGAAACAAUUUAUCUCUCCACAACGGUCUGCCCUGUGUCUGCCACCGUGACCGGUGCUCAUGCUAGCACUGCCACCGCGACCAACGUUCCAGUUGGUUUCUCCGCGGGAUCUUCUCAGCCAGGCCAGCAAUUCACCACUUCCACAAUCUUCUCGACCCGCACUGCAACGGUGACGGCCUGUCCUUCUCACGUGAAGAACUGCCCUGCCUCGGCCAAGACUACUUCAGUUGUUACGGAAACCGUGCUCGUAUCCACCACUGUGUGUCCCAUCACUGCAUCCAUUUCAUCGAUCGGGACUGGCACAGCUGCAGCACAGGCGUCUCAAACGACCUCAAUUGCACCCGUGGUCUCUGUAUCUCCAGUCUUCAGCACCCGAACUGCCACAACCAAAGCGUGCCCAACGGGCCUGACCAGUUGUCCAGCCACUGCCAUGACCACGCAGACCACGACGGAGACCAUCCUCGUCGGCCAGUCCACGUACACUUUUCCCACGAGCUCUUCCGGGUCGCUUGCCCCUAGCACGGCGUCUACGCCGCUCCACGGAUCUGUUGCCGUCUCUCCAGUGAGCAUGAACAGUCCUCCCCUGGGCGUGGGCCACCAACAAGCGAGCGCCUCCACUGCCCACGGCCAGGGUAUGCUGACCACCGCAACGCCGUCUCUCGUUCCUUCGACGACAACAGCGGUUUCUCAGACGACGACGCCCUUGUUCUCCGGUGCCGACCCCAUCAUUAGCCGCACGAGCUGGAUGCCGGCUGUUGCCUCUUUCGCUUGUAUUUGGCUCGCUCUUCUAUACCUGUGA
Molecule: messenger RNA, 2700 nt
Organism: Penicillium diatomitis
Lineage: Eukaryota; Fungi; Ascomycota; Eurotiomycetes; Eurotiales; Aspergillaceae
Product: Endochitinase A1
Exons: 2
Coding region: 1-2700 (899 amino acids)
Source: RefSeq, a predicted model, not a curated record